Erigeron canadensis is the source of this 507-nucleotide messenger RNA. RefSeq lists its product as uncharacterized. Bases 1 to 507 code for a protein of 168 amino acids. The record is from RefSeq and is a predicted model, not a curated record. The transcript has a single exon. NCBI's taxonomy places the organism in Eukaryota, Viridiplantae, Streptophyta, Magnoliopsida, Asterales, Asteraceae.
AUGGCCACCAGGUGGAACAAAAAUGUCCCCCGUAAGGUUAAUAUUCAUGUUUGGAGAUUGUUGAAGGACAGGCUCCCAACUCAUUUUAAUCUUUGGUUUCGUGGUAUCGUUAACAAUUCUCUUGUUUGCCCAAUGUGUUUUAAUGGUAUUGACACUAUUACUCAUACUAUGUCAGACUGCAGAAUUGCAAAGAAAGUCUGGACAUCACUCUCGAAAUGGUUGGACUACAAUUUACCAUACCAAUUGUCGGGCGUUGAUUUACUCGAACACAUAAAAACUUUGAAAGCUCAAAAGAAGGUGAAGGAUAUCAUCACCACUGUCACCUAUGCAGCAUGGUGGUACAUAUGGAGAUAUAGAAAUGAAGCUGUUUUUCAACCAACAAAGAAAAGAUAUAAUGUCUUAGUCGACUCUAUUAUCAUGUCCUCUUUUCAAUGGUACAGCUCUAGGUAUAAGAAAGGGCACAUAAGAUGGGAUGAUUGGCUGAAAAGUCCAUGCUUAUUUGCUUAA